CGGACGCCUGCGCUGCCCACCCCCAGCCAUGCUCUGCUGUACUGUCACCUCUUAUCUCUCAAGGUCAGGAGCAGCUUCUGUGCAGCACGGGCUCUGCAGCGCUGCAUCACCUCUCCCCUAAGGGGGGAAAUCAAUAGGCUAAAGAGCUCUUCCAUAAUAUCCAGCGGAUCAGAUCCUCCGGGCUGUGAGUUACCGCGAUGCUGAGCUGUGCAUUGCUAAGCUGAGCAGCUACUGCAGCACUGAUGCACAAGGAGCAGAGCUCUGCAGACAGCAGGACCAGCAACACUGCAGAGCCGGCAGCAGCCACUGUCACCCCUCAGCCGGCAUCGCAGCCCGGACAGCCACCGCAGGGGUCACCCAUCAGCAGCAGGAGGAGGGCAGCAUGCCCCGGCUACAGGCGUACCCCGGGGACAGGGACACAUCCUCCCUCCUGCGCUGGGAUGAGGUCCCUGACGACUUCGUGGAGUGUUUCAUCCUAUCCGGCUACCGGCGGCUGCACCUGACUGCCCAGGAGUGCCUGGCCUCCAUCUUCCAGCCCACCAAUGAGACCCUCAAUUUCUGGACGCACUUCAUCCCCCUGGUGCUGUUCGUCAGCAAGUUCUACCAGCUGCUUUUCCUGUCCGGCGAGCUGCCCGCCCUGCACCCGGCGCUGCUGCCGCUCUGGUGCUACGCCUCGGGUGUGCUGCUGACAUUUGCCAUGAGCUGCGCUGCCCAUGUGUUCAGCUGCCGCUCGCUGCGCCUGCGUGCCGCCUUCUUCUUCCUGGACUACGCUUCUAUCAGCUACUACGGCUUCGCCAGUACCGUGGCGUACUCCUACUACCUGCUGCCCGGGCUCAGCCUGCUGGACCCGGCGGUGAUGACCCCAUAUCUGCACAGCCUGGGCUGGCAGCGGGUGGACUACAGCCUGCUGCUGGCGCUGUACAGCAGGCUGGUGCUGCCCGUGGCUUUCGCCCUGGCGGUGACUUGUACGGUGGCAUGCUGCAGGAGCCGCUCCGAGGACUGCUCGUACCCCUUCGCCAUCCGCACCUUUGUCUUCGCCAUGCCCCUCAGCAUGGCUUGCCCAGUCAUGAUUGAGAGCCUGCUGUUCGACCUGGGCAGGAAGAACCCCACUCUCUUCGUGCACUUCUACCGCAGGUAUUUCUGGCUGCUGGUCGCAGCCUUCUUCAAUGUCAGCAAAAUACCGGAGAGGAUCCAGCCUGGACUGUUCGACAUUAUAGGACACAGCCACCAGCUGUUCCACAUCUUUACCUUUCUCAGUAUUUAUGACCAGAUGCACUAUGUGGAGCAGGGUCUAGAACAGUUCCUAAAAAACCCCCACACUGCUCCCACCUUUCAGGGGACGGUGGGGUACAUGGUGCUAUUGACAGUGUGCUUGGGGCUUGUAGUAAGAACCUAUCUAAAAGGACUGUCCAACAGCAAACAGGACUAAUGGGAAUUAGGGCUGCCAGGGUGCAAUCAUGGCUGCCAGGGUGCAAUCCUGGAGGGGUGCAUGUAACCAUGUGGGGAAGGCAGGGUGCACUGCUCUUGAAAACAGCUCAUUAAUUCAAUCCGAAUCAUUGCCCAAUGUUUGGAAUUUGCUUAGUCUAUUACAGUAAACUCAUAAGGAUGUUCUUUUUAUAUUGAUGUUUGAUCUUCAAAUUUGGCUAUGAAGUAACCAUACGCAUACCUACAUUUCUGUUUUAAGCUCCACAUUGCACAUUUAGCAAUUUGAAUUGCAAAAUUGCAUAUUAUUUGUUAUUUAACGCUCAUAGCUGAGGAUAGCAGUUGCAGAUAUUUUAAGCUUAUUCUUCAGAUGAAUCACACAAUUCAGCACUCUCUUCCUCAGAGUGUAUCAGCAGUGGUUGCACCUUGGUAGACCUGGUGGGGUGCUAGAAGUGAAUCAUUUAAAGAUGCAUUCACUCCUCCUUCAUGUUACAUAAUAAUAUAUUAAACAGAUAGUUUUUUAGUUUUUUAUUUAUUCAGAUCUUUUAAUAUCCGUAUGCUCUAUGCAUAAAAAGUAUUGCUGUGAAUCUAUAUACAAAGGUGUUUUCUUUGUGAGCUAAAGAUCUGACACAUGUGCAUUGUCUCAGCGCAUAAAACGCACUGAUGCUGAAAGUCUAAAAAAUAAUCUAGAUGAACUGACCUCACACUAUACGGCAAGCAUUAUGUUUACAUUGCAUAAUUUUGUACGCUGACUGCAGCAUUUAGAAGCAUGAAAAUAACAUAAAAAAUACACUCUAGCUCUAUGGCAACACAUUUUAGCGCUUGCAGCGAACACACUUGACUACACUGCUGCAGCAAAGCUUUGAGACACUUUCCUGCGCCCAUCAUGAAUAUGUUUCAAACCAAACACGCCUUGAAUGCAGUGACAAAUUGAACGCUUUAGCAUUUUACCAAGUAGCCCUUCUUUAUGUGCCCUUAAAGCACUUGAAAUGUAUAGGAAAAUCCUGUGUCACAUUCCUGCGUCAAAACAACAUUGAUUGCUAGCGAACAAUGUUCCUGUUUCUAUAUUCUAAUGCAUACAAUCCUGAGAUAAAAGGUUAAACAAAAUUCUUGCAAAUAUUAACCUUAGAGCUUUUAUUUGACAUCCAUAGUAACACACAUGAACUUGAUAAACCUGCAGUCUAUUCUCUAUUGCUGUGAACCCAAAGGUGAAAUGUUUGAAUAUAUCCUUAUAAUGCCUGCUGUAUAUUUCCAGAGGAGUAAAUGCAUCUUCAUCUGCUGUGUGCAAUCCCUAUGGGGCAUUAAUAGUUAAAUUAUAUUAGGAUAUUACAAAUGACAGUGUGGGACACAAACCAGUAACUUAUUUUUUUAUUUCCUGAUGCUUGUAUAAUAUUAAGCUUUGUCCUGUUUUUUUGGGUCAUCUGCUCUGGGAUUAGCUUUUCAGUGUAAACAGUUUGGCAGCUGCAUUAUCUGACUGCUAAUGUUCUCUCUAUACUGUGCAAUACGUAGAUGCCGGAUUCUAAGAAGCAGUAUGGGCUGGAACAAGACAAGUCUUCAAUUAUGCCUGGCCUCUUGUUCUCAUUCAUAAAUAGAUGAUCCUUGCUAGGCCAGCUGCUAUCGCACAAUGUCAUCCUACUGUUAACCUUCACAGUGCUGGACAGAAAAUGUUGUGUAACACUGUAGGGGACACUUAUUUAUUUUAAGCCUUCAAAAUCUGCAUGGAAUUCUACACGCACUUAACACUUUCAGCACCAAAGGGCUUGGCAACACAUUCCACUGCAUUGCUGGCUCCUUUGCAGUGCAGAUAUCAGCUGUAAUAAUUUUAACCCCUUAUGUCCACCACUGGCCUGUGCCUACCACACAUUUUUGUCUGAAUGUAUUUUUGUUUGUUUCUUGUGUAUUUUACCUGCAACAUAACAAUGAGGUGAGGUUGUAUGUCUGUUUUAAAAGUGUAUCUUGGAUUACAGUUACUGAAAAUCCAGUCAGUACAUCAAGAGUUAAACAAGCCAUCAUUUUGAAUGUUAUUGGGUGACGAUAAUGAGGAUAUCUAUAUCAUGUAGUGUAACUAACUAGAAGGCCUUAGACCUUUUUAAAUAAUAAUCAAUUAUUUAAUUUAUAAUGUCUCACUUUCCUUACAUCCAUGGCAAUCUUGGUGCAUUUUUGUUUGUCGGUGUGUGUGUUUGUUUUUAUCAAUGAAAACUACUUCCUGCCAUCAAAUCAAAUACUAUGUUUAGAAUAUGGUUUAGAUGACAAAAACAUGCAAAAAGAUAUUUACACCAACAGAUCCAGAAUAGCAAUAAAUCAACACCUAGCAUAUUGGUGCAUCUGGUGGCAAAAUACAAAGUGUGAUCAUUGCAGUAUAUUUUGGAGUGGAUAUUUUUCAGGGUAGUCAGAGAACACGGUUCUUUUCACUGUUUACAGCUCGGAGUUCAAUCAGUUUUGGACGUGAUCGCUCACAUCAUCGAUUUCUCUUAUAUUCCCUAUGUGCAUUGCAGUUUAUGUUCCUUAAAAUAAAAAUGCAAAUAGUUUGUAUAUAUGAUGGAAAUGCUACACACAAGUCCAAAUAUCAAAUGUAUUUUGAACUACUGCAUGCAGACCAAACAGUGAAAAAGAAACAGACGAUCACUGGAUUAAAAGGCAUUUUAGGACACAUAGUUAUUAACAGGACACACAGUUAUUAACAGGGAUUGUGCCAGUGCCUUAUAACGUCAAUCGUUAAGCUCACACUGUGGAAGCUGGUCUUGUAUUGAUCAUGCAGUAGUUGUCCAUUGUGGACUGCAGAAUAAAUUAUAUUGUAGUCAUCUCACUACUGCAGUGCCUUUGCUAUGUAACAUAACACACAAGGGGGUUCAGCAUGCUUUUAUUCUGAUGGAACAACAGCCUGCAUUAUAGCAAACACCAGAGUAACAGAUUACUGCUGACCUCCAAAUGUGUAUGAUCGGCAGAAUCCUGGAUCAAUACUAGCUGGUGCAAAGGUUCAGCCUGCCCUGACAAAGAAGUGUCAGCUGUUCAUAUUAAACCAAAAGCCAUGAAUUUGUGCAAAUACUUAAUGCAAUUUUAUUUUGCACUUAAAGUUGAUUUAACAUUAUGUUGCUGCAAUAUUAUGGUGUAAGGUAUGUCUUAAAGUUGAGCUGCUCUUGCACAAUACCAAAUUAUUGAUUUCUAAAGUAGUAAGAAUAUUGUCUAAUUCAUUGCGUGCUAAAAAAAAAAAAAGGAACACUUGUUAUUAUCAUUCUAUUUCUCUCCAGUACUUUACAGAGGUAGGGAUCAUCUGACUUUUGUUAACUUUCAAAUCACUCUCCCUUUUUACCCCCCCACAUAGUCUUUUACCUUGGGGGGAUCCACUAUUACAGUACCCAGUGAUGGUGGAGACAAUCCCUGCUGUAUCUUUAAGUGAAUGCCACUAUAUGUGAAAGUCUGAGCAUGGUAAAUUAUUCAUGCACAGAUUCUCAUUCAUACUGUAUAUUGUGACAGUUACAUAAUACAGCUCCUGGAAAUUUCCAGCAUAUAGAUACCCAAAGGGAGCCUCUAUCUAUUACAGGAAGCUUUCCAAAACUGGACAUUUCAGACUACUAGAAUUGUUAGUAAAUCUGCCUCUUUCCUCUCACUUAGAGGCCUAUGUGUCAAACUUUUUUUCUAUAAAAUUAGGUAGAAAUUGAGGUUUUUGCAUAAUUUUAUGGUUUGUGGCUAUGUACUAAUAGCAUAAUGCAGAAGAUUUCACAGAAAUCUCUUGCACAGUUCUUAUUAAUAAUACAGAUCCCAGUCCUCGUUAUUAUCAAUUGGGAACUACGUUCUGGCCCCUGUGUACUAAAGCCUGAAAAGCAAAGCUUUUAAGAGUUUGGCCACAUAAGUUUACAUCAUCUUCAGAUGGUAUAAACUCAUUUUUACCUCUGGAGGCAUGGUAGCAGGUGAGAGAUCUUACAAUCUCCCUCCCGCAGCCUCUAUUCGGUGCCGGCCCUGAUCCCGGAAACUGACAAUGUGCAAAUACGCAAUGUCAGAUUCCCCCGGAGGAGUGUUUUACAAAUGUGAAAAACUCCUCCAAAAUGUCAGGGAAGUAACACGCAGGGACAGAGGUUAUUGCUACUGCUGUCCCUGCCGAUUUCCCUGAGUACAUAGCGGGGAUCUUUUCAUUAAUAAUGAAAAUAUCCACCAGUAUAUAGAGUGUUAAUGAUCAUGGCAGUUCCACGAUCAUUAAUACAUAUGCCUCUUAAAUCCAAUUUUUUUCCAUUGAUAUAGAUAGCAGGGGGAAGAAUAAAAUCUAACUUAAAAGUGAGCAAGUCAGGCAUGCUAUACAUGCAGUUUACUGUGCACCUUUGAAAUGUAAAAUACAUUUUUUAAAUUUUUCUGUUGCAUGUCAGAUGCGUGUUGAGAAAAACGUUGCCUCCAGAAAAUACCUUCUUUUUCACCAAGUAGUAUCUUAUUUAUUAAAUAGUUUGAGGUGGCUGGACAUGUAUGUCCUUGCUUGAUACUGUCCAGGUCUGUAAUAUAAAGAUGUUUUGUUAACUCUGUGUUGAAUGUCUAGAACCUAUAUUGCUCUGGCUGUAUAGUGGAUACAAAAUCUUAUGUAUGUAUUUGGAAAGUGAAUGCCACCUCAUUUCAUAUAGGCUCUUUUUAUACAAACUUUUGCUAAUUUAUUUUGAAAUGUAAAUUUUAGAAUAGUUGGUUACAUUAAAGAGAAUGCACAAUG
Pseudophryne corroboree (corroboree frog) is the source of this 6109-nucleotide messenger RNA. RefSeq names its product progestin and adipoQ receptor family member 9 (gene PAQR9). Gene Ontology annotation, cellular component: membrane. Bases 383 to 1429 code for a protein of 348 amino acids. Gene Ontology annotation, molecular function: signaling receptor activity. The transcript has a single exon. NCBI's taxonomy places the organism in Eukaryota, Metazoa, Chordata, Amphibia, Anura, Myobatrachidae. The record is from RefSeq and is a predicted model, not a curated record.